This is a messenger RNA of Dovyalis caffra, 4605 nucleotides long. The record is from the annotation of a GenBank genome assembly. Lineage: Eukaryota; Viridiplantae; Streptophyta; Magnoliopsida; Malpighiales; Salicaceae.
AUGGGAGAGAGUGAGAUUGAAGAAGGAGAGGCAUGUGAUUACAUGGACAAUGGUGAUCGGAACAUUGAUAUUGAUGUGGCUCUCUCUUAUAUUUGUGAACAUUGGUGUUCUGUUUUCUUGUUCGUCUUAUGCAAUUUGUCUGGAACCUCAUGGAACAUUUGUAGAAAUAGGUCUAGAAUUUCUCUGUUAAGUGCUACGAAAUUGUGUAGCUUCAUAAUCAAUGUGUUGAUUGUUGAACUGAUUUUGCUGGACCUGGAUUUUGCUGUUUACUACCAUAAAAAUUCCUCUAUCUUGGGUGUUGUUCUUGUUGCCACUGGUGAUAGGAUUCAGGAAAUCUUGGGGCAGUACCGAAAAGAUUUUGAAGGUGGAGUUUCUGCAGAUAAUUUGGGGGCAAGAUUUGGUGGUUAUGGUUCGUUUUUACCUACUUAUCAGCGUUCCCCUUCUAUAUGGUCGAAUCCAGUAAUCCAGCAGAAAGUACAAAGUCAUGGCAUACAAGCAUCUUCUCAUGAUGAUCAGCUGGCAGAGGGUGCCGUUCAGAACUCCACUGGUUCAAUACAUGAGACUGUUUCUGGAAGACCCAAAGCUGCUUCAAGAAGUGGCUUUCCACUUCCUGUAGCAAAAACUUUGCCUGAGGAUAGGUUGGUUAAACUUCAUAGUUCGGGAGAGUGCUUUUCUGAUCAUGAACCACUUAAAGUGCUAGUUAACCAGUCGGACCAGAAAAUGCUGAAGGUACGAAUCAAAGUGGGGUCAGAUAGUUGUUUACCGGAGCAGAAAAAAUCAUCAAUUUACAGUAAUCUUGGCCUAGACAUGUCUCCAUCAUCAUCUGAGGAAACUGACAGCUCUUCUGAAUGGGGAAGGGAUUUUCCAGAUUCUCUAGAGAAAGACAUGUAUUCUCCAUCCCGCAUUGUCAGGAUCAUGACCUCUUCUCCCGUUCCCAGUGGUGCAUUGUUGUCACCUCUUGAUGAUUGUUUGCUUAAUUUAUCAGAACAAAAAGAUUUUUUGGACCAUAAAAGACUCGUACCUGUGCAAGAGCGCUCUGCCAUGUGGGCUGAUGAGAAAGUACUUGUGGAGAAACAAAAGAAACCACGUGAUAGAAAUGUUAGGUUGGUGGAGUUGAAGAAUGAACAUUAUAAUGAUCCUCCCAAUUCUCUUAGUGCCAGUUCAAAAAAUGAAACAAGUAUGGAGACCUCAAAGGGCAACCAUAUAUUAUCUGAUGCUGGGAAUCACCCACCUGAAUCUAAAACAACUAAAGUGGGUACAGUAGCUGUUGGAACAGGUACAAUAUUCAGAGCCAAUGUGAGUGGGGCAGAAAAAGAAUUAUUUAGCCAAAAAGCUUGCAAGGUUCAUGAAGUGAGUGCAAAAGCUACUUCGACUGGAAAAGUUCGGAAAGCUAACAAAUUAGGCUGUGACCCAAGAGACAAUGGGAGCAAAGGUGAUAAAAGUCAUGCUUUGUUUAAAGAAAAUUAUGACAUGCCUGAGGGCAUGAGAAAAUGUAGAGAUGGAACAUUAGAUCUUACAAAACAGAAGUUUGAAAAGAAGAAAACAACCAACCUACAGGAUGAUGUGAAGGUAUCUCAUGGGGAAAAACAACUAUCUGCUGACAAAAAGAAACCCAAGGGAAGCAAAAAUGAUUGUAGCUCAACUGUUGGGACAUCAAAUAACAUGAGGAUCCGUUUGUCUGCUGAACCAAAAGAAAAGAUCUUUCGGAAAAGCUGUAAAGGGGAUAAUGCAUUGCUCGAAGAUUUGAGAAAGGUAAAAGUUAAACAUGCUGUAUCAACUGGUGACAGAAAAGCAGGGAGAAAUGAAUCUAGAAGCCGUUUGUUGGGAGCUCCUGCUGAAGAUGAGACAAGGGACUAUAAGCUUGAGGUGCCUGAGAAAGAACCGCCUGCUUUCAGAAAUAAAUCAAAUGUGAGUUCAGGUGAUAAAAAAGCCAGUUUCUUUUCAUCUUCUAAAGCAAAUUCGAGAGGAGACAUCAAUGAUGUUGCACCACUAGCUUGUCCACUUCCUAUGGAGGUUGCACCAUUUCUUAUAGAGGAGAAUUGGGUGUGUUGUGACAAGUGUCACAAGUGGCGGCUUCUACCGUAUGGUACAAAUCCGGACCAGCUUCCACAGAAAUGGCUGUGCAGCAUGCUUGACUGGCUGCCUGGACCUGGAAUGAACCAGUGCACUGUUAGUGAGGAGACGACGACAGAUGCUCAGCGUGCACUUUAUCCGUUACCUGUUGCAGGGAAUCAUGAUGACCGGCUAAGCCAUUCUGUCAGCGCUGAAUCUUUAAUUACCUCCGUUAAUACCUGGCAUGAUCUUGAUCAAAAUACACAAGAUCUUAGUUUUAGUGGUGGAAAGAAGAAACCUGAAAUGAAAGAAGUAUCUAAUCCAGCUCGAUAUAGUGUUUCUAAGAAGCAGCUGAACUCUACGAUGAAGAAUGAACAUGUCUCUAUUGAAAGAAGAAGUUUACAUAACAGGAGCUUGUGUUCUUUGGAGACCAAGUUGGAGAAAAGAUUGGGUGAUGUGCAGCCACAGAAAUUGAAGAUCGAGAGGGAGGCCGAUGAAGAAGAUUUCAAGCUUUCUAAAAAACCAAGGAUGGCUGGUAGGCACUAUGCGGAGGAAGAUCAGCAUACUGGUGGAAUCUCAAAGAAAGAAAUGGAAAGUAAUAAUAAAAAAUAUUCAUCUUGCAGGGAUGUGAGGUGUCUCACAAAGGAUUCCACAAGUCUUUAUGUUAAAAAACAACAUAUUCAAUUUCCAAAGACAGUGGUUGCAGAGGAUCAAGAUACAAUGGGUAUUGAGGGGAAGAAGAGAAAGUCAAAAGACCGGGUGAACAGUCAGAUAUAUCUUGGUAACCAUUCUGGUAAUAUGCAAGAUAACAGUAUUUCAGUGGAGGAGACAAGUCGGAGUGAAUGCAGGAAUGAAAAGAAGGCAAGAAAAUGUAAAUCCAAGGGAAAGGACUCUAGUGCAAGCAAGGGGGAUUGUAAAAUGUUUGGAAAAGAUAAGGUGAAUUAUUUAUCUCAAGCAACUGCUGAUGGUAAGAAUUCAGAAGGAAGGGAUUUGAGAGAUGGACUGCAAUGCAUGGCAGCUACCUCUAGCUCAUCCUUGAUAUCAAGCACUUGUAAAGUUAAAAUCAACUUCCAAGACAUCAAGGGCUCACCUGUGGAGUCAGUCUGUUCUUCACCUUCGAAGAUUUCUAACCAAGGCAGUCCUAGAAGGAGCUUGUCAGGCAAUCGUGGUAGCUCAGAUGUUGGUUUUUCUCACUUCAGUGGCCAAACAAAAUGCUUAGAAGGUGAAUCUGUUGGUGUAAGUAAUUGGUCUGGGACCAUAAGGAAGGAAAAUGCCCCUGUUUCUGCACCCAUCAAGGAAAAAUCAAGGGAAAUCUAUAGACGUAAUGAUGAUAAAGCUGAGAAAACUAUUGCUGGUCAGAAGGUUUCUUCCAUCGAAAGUCUAAAUAAUAGUAAUAGAGAGGAUAAUCAAUUUGGAUGUGAAGGACAUGACUCACUUAGGAAAAUGGAUGCUGUUAUUCAGAAGGAUUGCAAAUUGGCUCCACAGCAUAAUGUGCUGCAGAACCACAGCAGUAGUGGAUCUUUGGACUUGCUUCCAUCUGACACAAUUAAUCAAGUGGAAAAGGCUGCUGGGAGACGGAAGUCAUUGGAUUUCUUAUUUUUUGGUGAUAAAAAGGAAAAUCAGUGUUUGAUAAGUAGUGAAUAUGAUGCAUUGGAAGUUGAUGGUUCUAGUUCUGAUGACUUGGCAAGGACCCCAAGACAACUUGGAAAGGAUGAUGGUCGGAAUGGGCUUCAAGAUGUUAUGCCAAGGCAUCCUUUGCCUGAUGCCAGCAACGUUGUUGCAUCAAAUCAUAUCAGAAGUGAUUUCUUUAGUCAGGGAGCAAAUGAUGCUUUGGAAGGAGCCAAGGAUCUUAAGCAUUCAGCGGAUCCUCUUAAGAUUUCUGCUUCAGGCCUUCAAAGUGCCGAGCUAUUCUUUCAGGCAGCUUUGAAAUUUCUUCAUGGGGCAUCACUUUUUAAUCCUCAUAACAACAACAUUAUCAACAAUGGAGAGAUGACAUCAGCUGAAAUGUAUGGUCAUGCUGCAAAACUUUGCGAAUAUUGUGCUUCUGAAUUUGAGAGAUGCAAUGACUUGGCCUCUGCUUUUUUGGCAUACAAAUGCAUCGAAGUGGCAUAUAUGCGGGUAGUGUAUUCCAAUCACCUCACUGCAAGCAGGGAUCGGAAUGAACUGCAAGUGGCAUUACAACGGGUUUCUCCAGUUGAGUCUCCAUCAUCUUCCGACUCUGAUGUUGAGAACCUAAACAAUGAGGUAAAAGUGGGGAAGAGACAUAUAACUAAGGAUGUUGGUUCUCAAGCAGCUAGAGAUCAUGUCAUUCCUGCUAGAAACCAACCCAACUUUGUCCGGUUGCUUAAUUUUGCUGAAGAUGUGAACCUUGCAAUGGAAGCCUCAAGGAAAUCUCAGGCUGCCUUUGCAGCUGCUGAAAUUAUUCUUGGAGAGGCAGGCAAUAUGGAGGGGAUUUCUUCCAUUAAGAAGGUCCUUGAUAUGGGCUUCCAUGAUGUAGAGGGGCUAUUGCGGCUGGUACGCCUUGCAAUAGAGAGCCUUCACAAAACUCCUUGA